AAAAGCUGACAUUGGAGUGAUCCAAGCCCCACAAAAAGAAAAUCCGCAAAUACCGUUUCUCCUCGUUUGAUACCGGUCGUGACGGAACAAACAGGUCGAUUAUUUCCAGUCGUCCCCGCCAUCAGUUAGAAAACACGAAGUCUACAUUGUAAUUCACAACUACGAUAUCGAACGGUAGAAUGACACGCUUCGGAAUUUUUCUGGCCUUCACGGCAGCAUUCGGAAUCAUCCGUCGCGGUGCUUACGCGCAAACUGAUCCAGAUUGCCUCGACGCUGUCGCCGAUUACGUUACUUGCUUAGGGUCCAACGAUGGGUGCACGGAAUGUGAGACUGAAUUUGCGCCUACCGAUCCGACGUCGACUACGUUCAACCUUGAAGACGCUGUUUGUCCUGGUGUCAAUUGUUGUCGAACUUGUGCGGAUGCUGGUCGAGGCUUUUUUCAGUGUGCCGUGACCGGACUCUGCACUGCAGAUACCGGUAUAUCUGGUUGCGACUUGACCUGCGAUCCUAACACUUAUCCUUACACCAACGAGGGUACAGCCAGUGAUUCUGCAUGCGCGCAGGAAGAGUCCGCCUUUGCUGGCUGCCUCGUGCGCGAUGCAUGUUUGAGUUCUUGUACGGAGACUUCGCUUGAUGAAUUAAGUAACGCGCAAAGUCUCGGGACGACAACUUGCGAUGCGACUCAAGUCGCGAUUGACGUUUUGUCGGGCUGUUGCCCGCUUUGCGGAGGCGAAAUCUUGGCAGCUCUGCAGUGCGCCGACGAUAACGACCCCAGCACUUCCUGUACUUUCACUCUAAAUGAUUCUGGAUCUACCGGUGGAGAAGGAACUGGAGGAUCUACCGGCGGAGGAGGAGCUGGAGGAUCUACCGGUGGAGAAGGAGCUGGAGGAUCUACCGGUGGAGAAGGAACUGGAGGAUCUACCGGUGGAGGAGGGACCGGAGGCUCGACCGGUGGUAACAGUGCGGGUAUAGACGAAGGUAGUGAGGUUGGCAAUGCCGACGGAACCAGCGGUGGAGGCAUGGCGCUUGGCCUUGAAAGCCUCAUGGUGAUGGGAGUGGUUACGCUCCUACUCUAGUCUAGACACCUUUGUUUGUUGAUCAACCUUUAGCGCAAUUCCGGGAGAGAGU
Molecule: messenger RNA, 1128 nt
Organism: Phaeodactylum tricornutum CCAP 1055/1
Lineage: Eukaryota; Bacillariophyta; Bacillariophyceae; Surirellales; Neidiaceae
Exons: 1
Coding region: 180-1076 (298 amino acids)
Source: RefSeq, a predicted model, not a curated record